AGUCAAUGUAAAAUGCAGAGAUUUGUGUUGUUGUGUGAAUUUGUUUGAGUGAUCAUAGACGUAUUUUAUGUUAAACUGAAUUAAAAGUAAACAAUCAAAAUGGAAAACAAGUCACCAAUCUCACUUUUAUACGAAUUCUGCUCAAUCAAUCAUAUUGGAGAGCCUACAUUUAACUUAAUCAUGGACCGUACCUGCGUGUUAGAUACUGAAUUUAUGUUCGAGGUAUAUAUAAAUUGGGAAGGAUCAAGAUUACGAGCUACAGGGAAAGGAAAAAAUAAAAAGGAAGCUAAGCAUGAUGCCGCAAAAGCCAUGCUUGAACAGACCUCGAAAUUGAACAGUCCUCUGGCUAAAAAUGUUAUUGUUCCACAAGAAACGUCACCCAAAACAGAUCGACACGAAGCAAUUAAAGAGCUAAUGGAUGUAUGCCAUGAUCGCAACCUGCCGGCACCUGAAUUUGUUUUGAUCGCCGAUGAGGGGCUUCCACAUUUGAAACAAUUUACCAUAAAGUGCAAGGUGGCGACAUUCGAGAGAGAUGCAACUGCUGCUACUAAAAAGGCUGCUAAGCAAUUAUCGGCUUAUAACAUGGCCCAGCUAUUGCAAACUUUAAAGGAAAUAGAUGUACCUAAACCAAAACCAGUUAAAUUUCCUUCAUUAGUAUUGAAUAAAGUUAUGUUUGAAUCCCGCAAACCAAAUUUAUAUGAUGACUGUUUUGCAUCGCUUGAUGUGGGAAAGCGCCAAGCGGCUAUAAACAUUCUGCAGGAUAACUCGUUAGGACACGAAGAAAAAAUGAAAAAGACCUUAGAUUUUUUAAAUCUUAAAUUUAAAAUAUUCACACGUCCAACAAUUAAGAAAUCAUUUCUGUAUUUUCUGGAAGUAUUAGAAACGGAACCAGAACUAAUGGUUUUUGAAACUAGUUUGCCAUUAUUAUAUGAGAAAACUAAUGAAUACUUGAACGUAUUUUUAAUUUAAUUUAUUUUAAGAGCAGCCU
Messenger RNA from Ctenocephalides felis (cat flea), 988 nucleotides. RefSeq names its product interferon-inducible double-stranded RNA-dependent protein kinase activator A homolog A-like. The record is from RefSeq and is a predicted model, not a curated record. Bases 100 to 969 code for a protein of 289 amino acids. The transcript has 2 exons. NCBI's taxonomy places the organism in Eukaryota, Metazoa, Arthropoda, Insecta, Siphonaptera, Pulicidae.